Messenger RNA from Pararge aegeria (speckled wood butterfly), 2135 nucleotides. RefSeq names its product protein yellow-like (gene Y-y). Lineage: Eukaryota; Metazoa; Arthropoda; Insecta; Lepidoptera; Nymphalidae. Gene Ontology annotation, cellular component: extracellular region. The record is from RefSeq and is a predicted model, not a curated record. The transcript has 4 exons. Bases 83 to 1615 code for a protein of 510 amino acids.
GUUUAAUGAUAAAACUAUGAUGAACAUAUAAAUUUUUCCGUUUCACAAUUUAUCAUUAUCAGAUUUUUCUUAGAUAUUCAACAUGGUGGGAAAAACGUUAAUAUUCUGUGGGCUUAUAGCCGUUGCCUCCGCAGCGGUGAAGCUCCAAGAAGUAUAUUCCUGGAAUGUAAUGGACUGGAAUUAUCCCGACCAGUACCUAAAACAACAGGCCCUCCAGACUGGUGCUCUGAUCAGGCAAAACGCUUUACCUGUUGGAAUUGAGCGAUGGAGGAAUAAGCUGUUCGUGAGCGUUCCAAGAUGGCGUCCAGGUAUACCAGCCACGCUAAACUACAUUCCUCUGGAUGCACCAUACGAAACUUCUCCGAAGCUCACGCCCUAUCCCAGCUUCAAAGGCAACGAAUUGGGCAACUGCGAAACUGGUCUUACAACAGUUUACAGAAUCAAGGCUGAUAAAUGUGACCGUCUAUGGGUUUUGGAUGUAGGCACGUACGGAUACGAUCCUAAUGUAACAAACGUUUGCCCAUAUGCUAUAAACGUAUACGAUUUAAACACUGAUCGGCGUAUUAGAAGAUAUGUGUUCAGACCCGAAGACAUCGUAUCCACUACAUUCAUCGCGAAUAUCGCUCUAGAUGAAGGCCUUACUUGUGACGAUACUUUUGCUUACUUCUCCGAUGAACUUGGCUAUGGCCUUAUAGCUUACUCGUGGGAACAAAACAAGUCAUGGAGAUUCAGCCACAGCUAUUUCAUGCCGGACCCACUUGUCGGAGACUUUAACAUAGCUGGUCUUAACUUCCAAUGGGGUGCAGAAGGCAUAUUCGGUAUAAGUGCUUCUAAUAUGGGCGUUGAUGGAUUCAGGACACUCUAUUUUAGUCCUUUAUCAAGUAAUACAGAAUUCUCUGUAUCAACUCGAAUAUUAAGAGACGAGACUAAAGUAACUGGAUCUUACAAAGACUUUAAAGUAGUAGGUAGUCGUGGACGUGAUACGCACACUACUUCUAAAGUAAUGGAUGUCACUGGUGUCCAACUUUUUAAUCUAAUUGACCAAAAUGCUAUUGGAUGUUGGAGUACGAAUUUCGCACUUAAACCACAAAAUAUAGCCAUAGUAGAUAAAGAUGAUGUCGGUCUAGUUUUUCCUUGUGAUAUUAAAAUCGAUGACGGCAGAAAUGUAUGGGUACUUUCUGAUCGAAUGCCUGUGUUUCUUGAAUCAGAAUUAAAUUAUGGAGAUAUCAAUUUCAGGAUAUAUAUCGGUUCUGUAGAUAAGCUAAUUCAAGGAACCGUAUGUGAAACAUCACCACCUACAAUACAGCCAACCCGCGGGCCGCUACUUUCGCGACCUAACUUGUUUAAUGCCGGAGGAUACGAAUCUGUUUCACAAGUUCCGCCCAGAAUAUUUCUGCAAAGCACAUCUACUAGAACAAUGCAGCCAAAUUUUAAUCCCCAGUUUAUAUCUUCCGUUACAUCUCCAAAUGCUAUCUCAAAGCUUUACAAUCCAUUAUUAAAUACAAAACAAACUUCAAAGCAAUUCACUGCUUCGCCUUUACCUUCAGAUAUCACCAACAAUAACCCGUGGUGGUUAAAAAACAACGGAGACUACCAGGUAAUGGAAAACCUGUAAAAAACGAAUUUAGAAGAUAUACCCGAAAUAUGUAAUAUAAAAUAAUGUAAAUGUUUUUAUAGUACGUAAUAUCCUCAACAAGGAAUUUUUUGAUGUGGUUCAUACGCUAUACAUAUUGAUAGCACUCAUGUAACUGCAUCAAUACAAUGUACCUACCAAUUUAGAAUAAGGUGUGAUGAAUUGUGCUUAUUUUAUUUAUGUUUAGACUCUUAUUAUAGUAUUUGAUUGUAUGUUAAAUUUACAGUUAUGGAUCUGAAAUGUUUUGCUUUUAUUUAGUUAAGUAAAGAUUUUUAUUCUUGAUUCUUCACGUGUACCAUAGUUUCAUAGAUUAAAGAACGUCCCUUAUGUGUAUAUGAUGGAAAAAAUCUGCGAUUUUUACCUCUUGUCUGUCUAGCUUGCUAAAGAAUUUUAGACUAUAAAGUUAUGCAUGAUGUAUAAAAGGUAACUCACUAUGAUUUUAUACUACUGUUGUACCUUGAUAAAAAUUAUCCUACCUGAGUAUUAAAAUAUUUCUCAUUUU